UCCAUGCUCUGGACCCGACUACCUCUGGUUUCAGCGUCAGAUGGGACCGUUUGCCUGCAGGACAACGCUCUGGCCACCGUGUCUGCAGCCGGACGGAAAACACACAAACAAGCAGAAGAGAGAAUCAACCGGAGACAGAGUCCACCGGAGACGGAGUCCACCGGAGACAGAGUCCACCAGAGACGGACUCCACCGGAGACGGAGCCCACCGGAGACGGAGCCCAUUGGAAACAGAGUCCACUGGAGACGGAGCCCACCGGAGACGGAGUCCACCGGAGACUGAGCCCACUGGAGACAGAGCCCACCGGAGACGGAGCCCAUUGGAAACAGAGUCCACUGGAGACGGAGCCCACCGGAGACGGAGUCCACCGGAGACUGAGCCCACCGGAGACGGAGCCCACCGGAGACGGAGUCCACCGGAGACUGAGCCCACCGGAGACGGAGCCCACCGGAGACGGAGCCCACCGGAGACGGAGCCCACCGGAGACGGAGCCCAUUGGAAACAGAGUCCACUGGAAACAGAGUCCACUGGAGACGUCCAAUUUCCAGGGACCAGUGGACACAGAUACCAGAACCAUGCAGGGACAUCCAACUAGCAGCAUCAAUUAACGUCUGCUGCUAAUUGGUUAAUUAAUGCUGUUUGUCGUCUGAACCAGAACCACCGGUCCAAACUGAAACUUGAGAUCCACCCGGAUAGAAACUCCAUUUCUUUUCGUUUUUCACCAAACAGCAGAAAUCAGGACGUCUGUGAGCUUCUGCAGCAGCACUAAGAUGGUUUCCACUGUGAGCAUUAGAGCAUAUUAUUAUAAUUAUCGGUCUAAUAAUAAUAAAUGAUGACCUCAUUAAACUGAGUCCACUGUUUUGGUCUCAUAAAGUUUUGAUUUUGGUUAUUUUUAGUUCCAGGUUUCUUAUCAGUUAUGAGGUCAAUAAAAGUUAUUGUGCGUCUCUAACAUGAAAUUAAAUUUGGUGUUUAAACCGUCAGUGUUUCUAUUCGUGGCCCCUGACUCAACUUCUGGGGCCUCCAGCUUUUUUACUAAAUAAAGCAACAAAGAGCAAACAUGUUGUAGACUUUAGAUAUUAUCUAUAAAAUGUAGAAAAGCAGAAUAUUUUUGGUUGUGAUCGUUACGCUGGAACGUGGAAA
This is a messenger RNA of Xiphophorus hellerii (green swordtail), 1141 nucleotides long. RefSeq names its product proteoglycan 4-like. The transcript has 2 exons. The record is from RefSeq and is a predicted model, not a curated record. Lineage: Eukaryota; Metazoa; Chordata; Actinopteri; Cyprinodontiformes; Poeciliidae. The coding region runs from base 4 to 609 and encodes 201 amino acids.